Lithohypha guttulata is the source of this 861-nucleotide messenger RNA. RefSeq names its product Malate dehydrogenase, cytoplasmic (gene MDH1). Gene Ontology annotation, biological process: tricarboxylic acid cycle; malate metabolic process. The coding region runs from base 1 to 861 and encodes 286 amino acids. The transcript has 3 exons. The record is from RefSeq and is a predicted model, not a curated record. NCBI's taxonomy places the organism in Eukaryota, Fungi, Ascomycota, Eurotiomycetes, Chaetothyriales, Trichomeriaceae. Gene Ontology annotation, molecular function: L-malate dehydrogenase (NAD+) activity. Gene Ontology annotation, cellular component: mitochondrion; cytoplasm.
AUGCUAAGAUCAGCAGGUGUGGCCGCCGAUAUCUCUCACAUCAACACCAAGUCCGAGGUGAAGGGUUAUGAUCCAACUCCAUCGGGUCUGCGAGAGUGCUUGACUGGUGCUGAGAUUGUUCUCAUCCCGGCUGGCGUUCCUCGAAAGCCAGGCAUGACACGUGAUGAUCUCUUCAACACCAACGCUAGCAUCGUCCGGGAUCUCGCAAAGGCCUGCGCCGAGGCUUGCCCAGAGGCAAAUCUUUUGAUCAUUUCCAACCCCGUGAACUCGACCGUCCCAAUUUGCGCGGAGGUCUUGAAGAGCAGAGGCGUUUACAACCCCAAAAGACUCUUUGGUGUCACCACCCUCGACGUUGUCCGAGCUUCGCGAUUCGUCUCCGAGAUCAAGGGAUCUGACCCAGCCAACGAGAAUAUCACUGUCGUCGGUGGUCACUCUGGUGUGACGAUCGUCCCAUUGAUCUCGCAAUCCGGUCACUCCGACAUCAGCGGCGAGAAGCUCGAUACUCUUGUCAACAGAAUCCAGUUCGGUGGUGACGAGGUCGUCAAAGCCAAGGAUGGUGCAGGAUCUGCCACUCUGUCCAUGGCUAUGGCUGGUGCUCGCUUCGCAGAGAGCUUGCUCCGAGCUUCCCAGGGUGAGACCGGUGUCGUCGAGCCAACCUUCGUCGACAGCCCACUUUACAAGAGUAAGGGCGUUGACUUCUUCGCCUCAAAGGUUACUCUAGGUCCAGAUGGUGUACAGGAGAUUCACGAUGUUGGCAAGCUUACUUCGCACGAGGAGGGACUCUUGGAUGCCUGCUUGGCUGACCUCAAGAAGAACAUUGAGAAGGGUGUCAAGUUCGUUGCUGAGAACCCACCAAAAUAG